Harmonia axyridis is the source of this 775-nucleotide messenger RNA. RefSeq lists its product as uncharacterized. Gene Ontology annotation, cellular component: nucleus. Gene Ontology annotation, biological process: maturation of SSU-rRNA from tricistronic rRNA transcript (SSU-rRNA, 5.8S rRNA, LSU-rRNA). Bases 118 to 597 code for a protein of 159 amino acids. The transcript is spliced from 5 exons. The record is from RefSeq and is a predicted model, not a curated record. Lineage: Eukaryota; Metazoa; Arthropoda; Insecta; Coleoptera; Coccinellidae.
UCUAUGUUCGAAACUCUGACAUUACAAAUAACCCUACUUAUUUCUGACUGUUUUUUAGUUCUUGCAAUCAUUAUAUGAUAUUUUUAUUUUGGUUCUUUUGAGAAAUUGAUUUUCAAAAUGACAGAAAUAUUCACCAAAAUAAUAGAAAGAAUUUUCAGUAAUUGGACUGCUUUACAAUUAGCUGUUCAACAUUCACAUGGUGGUCCGAAUAGUUUGCAGAUUGCUAAUGAAAUCAAAACAUACAUGGUUGAAUACUGCUUGCAAAAUAAAGUUGAAGCUGAAGAUAUUCGAGAUGCACUAGAAGAAAUCAUGGAUGAAGAAUUUGACACUAUUUGUGAUGAUAACUCAACAAAAGAAAUAUCAAUUAUAAUACAUCGAUUUCUCCAGUUAUUGAAGCAGAAUGACUUACAAACUUGUGAAAUCGAAUUCAAUAAAUUGCCAGAAGCUCAGGAACAAUGGCUUGGAAUGUGUCAAAGUCAACCUGCUGCAGUUCCAGCUGAGGAGUCAGAUUCAUCUUCAGAUGAUAAUAAUACAGAAGAUACUCCAAUGGAAGAAGAUUCGGAAUGGACAGUAGUAAAAUCCAGAAAGAAGAGAUGAUUUCUCACUGAGUGGGAUUCACCUUCAGACAAUAAUAAUACAGAAAAUACUUUAAUGAAAAUGGAUUUAUAAUGGACAGUAGUAAAAUCCAGAAAGAAGAGAUGAUAUCUCACUCUGACCCUUGUAUUAUAAUAAUGUUUAAAUAAAAAUUAUUCGUAAUUAUAAGUUGACAAUUUGA